CACACACACACACACACACACACACACACACACACACACACACACACACACACACACACACUGAGCAGUUCCGCCUUCUCCCCGCCGACUUUUCCGCAUGUCACAUUUACAGCACACGCUCGCCAGAUUACUGCGCAGCACCAUGCAGGAAGACUCGUGAUAUCACAAGGUGUCUUACGUAUAUCAAAGAAGCAUGAUGACAAAAAGGCAGCACACAUGAUACCACAAUGUCACCGAAGGCUGAACAUGCCAGGACGUAAGGGCAAGGGGCUCUGCGGCAGAGCUGUGCAUUGAGCUCUUCCCUCACCUAUUCACUCCAUAGAUCUUCCACACCCCACACAUAAUCUCCAACAUCCCUCCAGUUGCACGACGGCAAGAGGUGGAAAUGGCCACUCAGAGGAAGCAUUUAGUCAAAGAGUUCAACCACUUCAUUACCUGUUAUGUGUGUAAAGGCUACCUGAUCAAGCCUACCACCGUGACAGAGUGCCUGCAUACUUUUUGUAAAAGUUGCAUCGUCCAGCAUUUUGAAGACAGCAACGAAUGUCCAAAAUGUGGUAUCCAAGUCCAUGAAACAAACCCACUGGAAAUGUUAAGGUUGGACAACACAUUAGAAGAAAUCAUUUUCAAGCUCGUGCCUGGACUCCGGGAAAAGGAACAACAAGAGGAGAUUGAGUUCUGGAAAAAGAAUAAAUCAAAAGAAAAUGAUGAUGAUGACGGUCCCGAAUGUAAAAGGAUGAAGGUAGACGAGGAUAUUGAUGAUGGAGGGGAUGGAGACUACCACAGGAAUGACCCACAGAUAGCCAUCUGUCUGGACUGUCUGCGCAGCAACGGCCAGAUAGGAGAGAACAUAGUAAAGGGCUUAAUGAAGAAAUUUAUUCGCUGCUCAACUCGUGUGACCGUAGGAACAAUCAAGAAGUUCUUAAGUCUGAAGUUAAAGCUUCCAAGUUCUUAUGAGGUACCAGAAGUAAUUGGAUCGUUGGGAGUUCCCUCAUUAUUUCACUUACAACUAGACGUCCUAUGCAACGGAGAGAUUAUGGGAAAAGAUCACACCAUGGAGUUCAUAUACAUGACGCGGUGGAGGCUUCGAGGUGAAAAUGCCUACCCAAUGGUACUGGAAUAUCGUCCUCGUAUUGACUUUGGCUAAACCAGUCCAGCCUCAUGCACUUUUCUCAGCUCAGCAAACAACACCACAGUGAAUAGACAUUCUGCACAGGAGUUGGACUUAAUCACACCAUUGUCUUUUUUGUAUUUGGUUAUCUUUUUCUUAAACUUCCUGGUUCAUCAGACUUCUCCUCACAGCUGGGACUGUAGCUUAUUGAGCAUGUGUUAAAUCCAACCCUGGCUUGGCUUUCGUGUGUCCAUCCAUUUGUUGGUGUACCAGAAGAACUGUUGACACGAUCAGUCAUGAAGUUACGGACCCAAGGAAAUACACAUGCCAUGAGAUAAUUGUUCAAUAAGUGUGUUCAAUUAUCAUUACAGCUUUUUUUUUUUUUUUUAUCAGUAGUUAAAGUAGUGCCUUUUGUAAACAUGCUGUUUUUGCUGAUCUCAAAAGCCUUUUUUUAAUCAUAGCCAAAAAGGAAAAACACAAUGGCGUCGUAUCAGUUCCAAUUAUCCUUUAUUAUAAUUAAAAUAAGCUACUGUUUUUAACUGAACCAUAAAGGACAGCAGGGUAUACGGUAACCCCGGAUAUUUGUUCCGACGUCUUUGUACAUACGUAGAAGGAAGCCUUACUAAGGGAGCAGUGAGCACUGAAAGCACUGAAAUCUUGCACUAGAUUUACUGAUGAAACGCUGCUUUGUUAAAAGUGAAUCCGGAUCCUGGAAAUCCACAUGUAUUAAAGGAGCUUGCAAAUGUAUAAAAUAAAUAGUUAUAUUAUUUUAAACCUAUAUGUAUGCAAGUAAUACAUUUUAGUGAAUGAUAAAUUCAUGCCUAAAUUGAACUGAAUUUUUCUAUCAAGGAAAAAAAAAUCCACUUAUGCAAAAGCAUUUACUUAAUUACCAGAAGAGAAAUUUAAAUAAUUAGUGAAUUCCUGUUUUUUUUUUAUUUAUUUAAAUAUGCACAGAAGAUGAAAAAAUAUAGUUACGCGUGGAGCAAAUCCAUCUCUUAUCCUUAUCCUUUCUAAAACUAGAAGUCAUUUAGGAACAGAACAAAUUCUCCAAAUCAAUCAAUCAGUCAAUCGACCAAUCAAUUGACCAAUCAGGUGUAGACGUUUUCUUUAAAGCCGAUACCCAGAUAGAUCACUUUUAUGUACUGUAGCAGUGAACUACGUUUGCAGUAAAUCGUCUGAAUGAGGUCUCACUCACUGGCUCCUUUGGAGAGCUCUGUAUUUACACACACUUUGUUUUUGGAGUGUCCCACAAUAUGAACAGCUUGGACACGAAAACAAUAAAUCAUUCGACUACAGGUGAGGGUGACUCUGAA
Molecule: messenger RNA, 2421 nt
Organism: Tachysurus fulvidraco (yellow catfish)
Lineage: Eukaryota; Metazoa; Chordata; Actinopteri; Siluriformes; Bagridae
Gene: pcgf5b
Product: polycomb group ring finger 5b
Exons: 10
Coding region: 386-1144 (252 amino acids)
Biological process (GO): regulation of transcription by RNA polymerase II
Cellular component (GO): PRC1 complex
Source: RefSeq, a predicted model, not a curated record